CCGCGGCGGCGCUCCUAGCGCGGAGAGGGGCGCCGGUGUCCGCCGCCAUGGGGCGGUACUCGGGGAAGACGUGCCGCCUCAUCUUCAUGCUGGUGCUGACCACCGGCUUCUUCGCAGCCGAGCUGGUGUCGGGCUACAUGGGCAACUCCAUCGCGCUGGUAUCCGACUCGUUCAACAUGCUGUCGGACCUCAUCUCGCUCUGCGUGGGGCUGUCCACCGGGCGCAUCGCCCGCCGCUCCCGCCGAGGCCCCCGCGCCACCUACGGCUACAGCCGAGCCGAGGCGGUGGGCGCCCUCAGCAACGCCGUCUUCCUCACCGCCCUCUGCUUCACCAUCUUCGUGGAAGCCGUGCUGCGCCUCGCCCGGCCCGAGCGCAUCGACGACGCCCAGCUGGUGCUCAUCGUCGGUGCCCUGGGGCUGGCCGUCAACCUAGUGGGGCUGCUCGUCUUCCAGAACUGGGCCGCCUGCUGCCGCUGCUGCCACCGCUCCGAGACCCCUGCAGGGCGGGCGGUCGGGCCGUCGGAUGGCACCGCCGAAGCAGGUGAAUCACCUAAUGACCAAAAAAGCCCUGAGGAGGGGCCUGCGAGAAAAGUAGAGAAAAAGUCCGAAGCUUUGAACAUCAGAGGUGUUCUUUUGCAUGUUAUGGGAGAUGCACUUGGAUCUGUUGUUGUGGUAAUUGCUGCUACAAUCUUCCAAGUGCUUCCUCUGGAUGCUAGUGCUCCCUGUAACUGGCAGUGCUACAUUGAUCCAAGUCUGACAAUAAUUAUGGUGUUCAUAAUCUUGUCUUCGGCGUUCCCACUCAUCAAAGAGACCUCAAUUAUUUUGUUGCAGAUGGUUCCCAAAGGUGUUAAUAUGCAACAACUGACUGACAGGCUAGCUUGCAUCCCAGGGGUUAGCAGCCUUCAUGAGGUGCAUGUGUGGGAGCUUGCAGGUGGCAAGAGCAUUGCUACUCUUCAUGUCAAGUGCCAAACACCUACUGAUUACCAAGAUGCUGCCUAUAAAAUACGGAAGGUUUUCCAUGAAGCAGGGGUUCACUCUGUGACCAUCCAACCUGAGUACAUUGACCACAAGACCUCCAGUCUCCUGUGCAGCUCACCUUGCAUCUCAAAAGCUUGUGACUCUCAGCUCUGCUGCAGUCAACAGGACGCACCACUGGUUAAAACUAAUGGCUAUACUGAAAAAAAUGAUAGCUGCCUUUCUGCACAGCGUAAAGAAAAUGGUUCAAGUAAAAGUGAUAUUGAAAUCCAUGUUGACUCUCCACUGGCAGAGAAUGGUGUUAAAGACAUGAAAAAUGGCGAAAUGUCUGAUGAUAAGUCACAGUUGAGCAGUACACGAUUUUAAACAGUUCUGUCUACUCUGAAAAAUAUUUUCAUAGAAUAAACAUGGCCAGGCAGAGAAGUGUAUCAGCAGUGGUUGUAGCUGAAGGUGGUAUGGCAAAAAGAUUUCUGUGCUGUAGCUGUAAACCAAAAUGCACCAAAAAAAGCAUGCAUCUGAGAUGAGGCUCAGUAUUUCCAUAAAAUGUGUUGCGUUCAUCUAAGAUUUUUUUCUGAUACAGCCUAGCACAGUUCCUAAUCAAACUGUGUGUUUGUUCCUAUUGCCUGAAUGGGCAAGGUGUAUUGUUGUCUACCCUGAUGCUUGCAGUGUAUGGCCAGUACCACUGGGAAUGAAAACGAGCUGCUGCCUGAGAGCUCUGUAGCAAGUUAAUGAUUGUACUGGGCUGAAGUACUCUGUGUUUAUAAUGGACUUAAGCAGAGAUGUUUUACUGAUCCUCAGAACCAACUUUGCAUAUCCAGUAACUUGUGCUUCUGAAGCUUGUGAACGAAACUAAGGGUGCCUGAAUGAUGGGAGAGCACUCGGGAAUAGUUGGCUUGCAUUAUUUUCUUGACUUCUGUGUUUGGGGGUGGAGCAGGAAAUGGUCUUACUUCUCUAUUAGUAAUACUGGAACUUUAGCCUAAUCACAGAUACUCGAUGCUUAAGAACAUGCACUGUGUCAUGAAAGUAAGGAAUUAUUUAGCCUUGUCUAUAUUGAUUCUAACAGAUAAAAAUGCAAGCAAUCAUCCAAUUAACUUUUGAUCUGGUUCACUGUUGUGAUUACACAACUCAGUUCUUACCCUUCUCCUCCCUUCCGAACAACAGAAGUUGAAACAGAAACAAUGUUAAUUCAUUACCAUGGGGAACGAUUGCAGUAUAUUUAAUUCUAGCAUCUGUCCUUAUCCCUGCUGAACAAAUAAACUAGUCUGUCUAUUAUGAGUAGUUGCAAACUCUGCAAUUCUAUUACUGAGACAGUUUUAUAUUCACUGAGAAAUUCCAUUUGAAGCUUUAUAAAACAAUGUUAUCACUUAGAGGGAACUUUUUUAAUAUUAAAAAAAGAACAAAUCUGGGAGCUUUUUCUAUUUUAUUCCUAAUUAUUUGUUGAUUUAUUGAAAAAAAUCUAAGCCCUCCCUCUGCCCAGUUGUGCAUGCCCAGUCACCAAAUGUUGGAUUUUGGUUCUGCUCUCUAGCUUUUCGGGGGAGGGAGUCCCACUACCUAAUCUAUGCUGAGUGUAGUUCUUAGCCUCCAGAAGCUUUCAAAUACAUUUUUGCAAUUGAAAGCAGCUUUUCAGUGCUCCUGUGGCCUGGACAGGCUAUUUAGGUAGCUAUUCCUGAAGACAUCUUUGUAAAAUAGAGGUAUCUUUAACUCAGGGACAAAACAGUAGAAAGGGCAAAUCAAUCCCCUGCUGGGCUGGGGAAAUACUGGGGCUUCCUUGCAAGGCUGGCUUGGAAGCAGACAAGUCCUUAAUAAGGAUGAUUACAUUAAAUCAAUGAAUAUUCAAACACACAGCAGGGUAUUUUGCUGCUUGGAAAAUUGUGUUUACUCGAGCAGUGUGAUAACAGCUUAAAUUGCACACUUCUAGUUUGUAUUUACCCUUCUUGAGCAGUUCCUGGAUGAAUUAAAGUAUUCAUAGCCUUUAUGAUGGGUUUUAAAUAUAAAAAUUGAUCUGUAUCCUAAUGCUAUUAAAACCUUCAUCCUCCCAUUCUGUUUGAUCCUGUUUGCAGCUCUUGCACAAAUUAUGAAAAUCAGGAAGCACUACAACAACUGCCCUGCUCUUUGAGAGGAUGUGAAGUAAGACAGCCCUUACUUCAGGUUUCUUGUCCUCAUUUUUGUCUGUGAUGAGAUCUAAAUAAGGGGCUUAGAUUUCAAUAACAAAUAUAUAGGUUUAUUUUCUGUGAACUGGAACAGAAAGCUCCCAAAAUAUCAACAAAAUCUGUGCAGGAAUUUACAGCUCACAUGCUCUCUAAAACAAGCAACCUUUCUUAAUUAUGCAUUUGUCUCUUAAAUCAAGUAAUCUUUUUAUAUAUGCAUUUUAUUAAAUGGUUUAAAGGUUGGACUGUCAGUAUAGUUUUACUCUGGAAUUAGAGAAAAUGAGUGUGUGUAAUGUUGGGCAUUUGAUGAAAUACACCAUCUUCAUCUUUCCAAUGUUUAUUGAAACAGUGGUUAUCUAUUUUUUUAAGUUUUUGAAGUGUUGUAACUUGAAAAUACAAUGAAGUAACAUAAACAA
Lagopus leucura (white-tailed ptarmigan) is the source of this 3537-nucleotide messenger RNA. It is a transcript of the gene SLC30A10, whose product is annotated as solute carrier family 30 member 10. Gene Ontology annotation, cellular component: membrane. NCBI's taxonomy places the organism in Eukaryota, Metazoa, Chordata, Aves, Galliformes, Phasianidae. The coding region runs from base 48 to 1340 and encodes 430 amino acids. Gene Ontology annotation, biological process: zinc ion transmembrane transport; manganese ion transport; intracellular zinc ion homeostasis. The transcript is spliced from 4 exons. The record is from RefSeq and is a predicted model, not a curated record. Gene Ontology annotation, molecular function: zinc ion transmembrane transporter activity.